GUGGAUUUAAGCUACCCUAGCUCAGUAGCUCAAUCCUUCGACCGCCGCUUGUUCUUGGGAUACUAAAAGCUGCCGACACCAAGCUUGCAACAGUGCAUUGAUUAGAGUACCAAAGCUGGAACAGCAGAGUUGCGAUUAGCCCCGUGGCGCCAUGUACUGGCCAACUUCGCAAAACGAAAAAUGGUUCUGCGGCAUAUUGUUCGUGCAAGGAUUGCUUGUUAUCGUGCUGAAUAUAUACAACCUCGUUCAGUGGCAAUCAUGGGUCAAUCCCAAUGCCACUCAGGUCGCCAUAUCAUAUCAGGUCCCCAUUAACAUAGCACUCAUCAUGUUCGCCGUCGCUUAUGAAUUAUUCCUCGGUCUUGACAUGGUACAUCAUAAGAAUAUCAUCUUGCUUCUAGCCCUUUGCAUUAGCAAUGGAUGUGUACUCGCCUAUUCUGUGAUGCAGUACAUAUCUAUCCAUAUUACCACCUUGACCAUUAGAGAAGACCGCGACUACUACAAUAAACCAUUGGUGGACUUAUCCAGAGACCUGUGGAAAGAAAUCCAGCCUGCUGAGCUUCUGGUUCCCAUCACUGUCAGUAUAGCGUCACUCCUCAUGUGGCCGAUCGCGUAUUGGGUUCACAGAGAAUUUUCUUGGGCUAUAUACCAGUAUGUUCAGGGGAGCCUUCAGAGUCGAAAACAAUAUCGAGGAUAUGAGGCAUAUCUUGUUCUAAUUAAAUUCGACUUCUUUUUCUUGGUGGGCUUCAUCAUUCAGUAUGACCUCAUUGAUGUCCACUUUGAGGAGCCUGAGUACUCCUUGACCUUAGCACUCAUUCCAGCCGCACUGCUGGUGAUGACUAUGGGCACAUAUUUUGUCCGACGUGAAUACAGAAUCCCCACUGUUAUUAUUGCAGUCUGUCGCCUAGGAAUUGCGGCCUAUCUACUGAGUCGGAUCAUUGUUCUAUGUGGAAAUACUUUGCGCGGCAAUACACCAGGCAAGGAUAUGAUGCUGCUCUUUGCCACUGUAGCAUUUGUUCUCUCCUGCCUCAUCAUCGUAUGCACAAUAUAUUGCAUACUGAACUUUGAACAUGGUCUCAAGUCGGUGUUUGCCCGGAAGGAUCAAGUUGCUCGGAGGUCUUUCGUGUUCCAGGAGCUUCCAAGUCACACGGACAGUACUCGACAGUCUAGACUCUCCCUUGACUAACCUGUAUAUUAUAUAAACUGGAUUUGAGUAUUUAUCAUAAUUGAAAACUUCCUUCUUGUGUAUGAGUGCGAACAUUGGGUAUGUAUGCUCAGGAAACAAUGUCAUGUGCUGCGAUUUUUGGCUGUUGAUUGGUAGCAGCUGUGAUGACAACCUUGACUCAAUCAAGGAAGAAAUAGAGCAUUCCCUCAGCCAAGCAUGAUUUCCUUGAAACAUUCAAUAGCAGCAGUGAUAUAAAGCGAUUUGUCAUGACUAUGAAUGGCCCAUAGAAAGGUCAUGACAACCGAGUGAAGUGCGCUUCUGU
Molecule: messenger RNA, 1484 nt
Organism: Aspergillus neoniger CBS 115656
Lineage: Eukaryota; Fungi; Ascomycota; Eurotiomycetes; Eurotiales; Aspergillaceae
Exons: 4
Coding region: 152-1183 (343 amino acids)
Cellular component (GO): Golgi apparatus
Source: RefSeq, a predicted model, not a curated record